Eleginops maclovinus (Patagonian blennie) is the source of this 3421-nucleotide messenger RNA. RefSeq names its product perilipin-2-like. Gene Ontology annotation, biological process: lipid storage; positive regulation of triglyceride storage. The record is from RefSeq and is a predicted model, not a curated record. Bases 2302 to 3372 code for a protein of 356 amino acids. Lineage: Eukaryota; Metazoa; Chordata; Actinopteri; Perciformes; Eleginopidae. The transcript has 7 exons. Gene Ontology annotation, cellular component: cytosol; lipid droplet.
AUCAUCUGGUAGUUCCUCCAGAUAGUCAGAGUCGUUUCCCAAGGCCUCCUCUUCUUCAAGAUCCGACGAAGGGUUGUCGUUAAGGAGUUCAUCGUCUUCUGACCUGUAGCUUAUAUUAUCAUCUUCUUCGUCGCUGUUGUCGUCGUAGACCACCUUGGUUUGAGGCCGCCUCACUCCGCCUCUACUGCCGCGGCCGCCUCUCGACCCCCUGCCUCUCCCUCUGCCUCCUCUGCCCCGGGAUGCCGCGGACACCGCCGCUGUGGAGCCUCCAACUUUCCUGCGGCCCCGGGACGAAUGAAAGUUCUCUCGGCCGGAGAUGUCUGUAUCUACCUCCGCAGAGCCAGUCCCACAAACGCCGCCAAUUCCUCCCCGUCCCCGGCCGCGUCCUCUGCCUCUUCCCCGUCCACGCAUCCCUCUACUCCUGCUACCCCGAGAGCCGCGGACUGGCCCGGGUGAACCCUCCCGCAUCACGGCUGCUUGUUUGGGCGGCCUUCCUCGUCUCCCCCUCAUUGUGGGAGAGAGUCUGUUCUGUUCCGCUUCAAUCUCGCUGCUCGAGUGAGCCACUCACACCGGAGAAAAGCGGGGGAGAAAGAAACCAGCAGAUCUGGUGACGGUUCCCGAUAGGUCUUCCCCAAGCCCCGGUCUCAAUUUAAGAGCAGAAAGCUCAAACUGAAUGGCCGGUGUCCCGCUCAGGGUAGCCUGCAGACGCCAUUUUUCUCCUCAGCUCUCCCUCUGUUGAAAACACAGCAGGCCUCAGAGCUGCGUUAAGCUAACCGUGGAUACCAGUGGUUGUACCGGAGGUUGAGUGCACGGUGCUUCAAAGUAAAAGCAAAUAGAAAAUGAAAAAAUACAUAUUAUGGUGACAUAAUCAUACCAAGCAAGAUUACAUUAAGUAUUUUUGGUCCAAUGCAGUUGGUUAUAUAUACAAAUUACCAAUUCCAACUGCAUUUAUGUUAACUACAUCACUGUCACAAACCGGAAACUGCGUGUGUUUUCUUCUAACUUUACACUAACAGGCCUAAGUGAAUGUAAGAUCACGUGACUCACUAUUCUACAAUCGAUGUAAAUGCCGUGCUAGUUCAUAAAAUCAGUUAUCCAUGCAAACGGUUUAUGCCAAUAGAACUUAAUUAGCAUUGAAUGGUUCUGGUGGUUGGUUUAGAAACAUGUGGGUGCAGUGCAUACAGUGAAAGACAAGCUUUAAUUUUCCGCCAUGUCGCCAUCGACGUCACAGCAAAACAAGGCGAGAAGAUAUAAGGAUCCGUCAUUGAGCUCCGUUACAUGUACCCAAAUAACUCGUUAAAAGUUAACAGCACACAUAGUUUUUGGUCAAAAGUAAUGCAAAUGUGUGAAACAGCGUCGCAUAUCUUCUUUAAAACCAUGCAUGUUACAUAACAACAACAAAAAACAAUUUUCAUUUAGUUCAACCAGAUCGUUUAACUGUAAUUUAGGAACGAUGCUGAGCUCCAGUUGAUCACACCUGCACGAUGAUUAUGUAAAAAUGUAACGUUUUUCGCAAUAACGCCUGAGUAAACAAAGAUGUCAAAAGAGGUAAAAUCGUGCUUUUAACUUGAUGAAGUCAACAAGUUUACUGAAAAUUCUUCUUUGAUUUCGUUGGCAAUUUGACUUAAACUGUACACGUUCCUAGACCCUUUUUUGCAAAACAUUUGCAGCCUAAUAGCAUGAUAAUUACAUUGACUAAUAUAAGGGUGAUUCUGGCAAACUAUAUUAAUGUUUAUUGUUCAUAUUUUUCCAGGUCUAUAAGAGGACUGACAUGCUUUAUGUGUUAUUCAGUUUUGUGGUGGAAUGGUUAGGGCGGUGGAUCGAUAUCCAAUGGGGUUUCACAGCCCAGGUUCAAAUCACGAUUACAUGUUUGAGCUUUGUUCUCUAUGAUCAAUAGCUAAAUGUUGCAAAAGUUGUUAUUAGGCCAUUAGAGACAAAAGGUUAAUAUAUCCAAUAUUACGUGGAUCAACACAAUAAGGUAAUUGCCUAUAUUGAUACAUAGUAGAAUUAAUACAACAUUUUGAAUAGGCAUAAUAACACCGGAAAGAUCAGAUCUGUGUAGGACUGAUUAUACGUCUAAAAACAUUAGGUACCUGCAUUUGUUUUUGCCAAAAAUGUUCAUUCACGAGAUAUGUUUUAAUAUAUAAUUAUGCAGAGUACUUCGUUGAAGCUGGAAUCGAUUGAGCUUUUAAAUCUCGCCUCUAAUUCUCGUCACAGCUACGUUGACAUAUCGCGAUAAACAGACUAAGAGCAUCAUCACCUCUCAGGUGAAGUUAAUUGAGUAGGCUGCUCCACCACCUGAUGAGAGCGACAGACUUUCCCAAGAAGCAGCACUUUGCAGAUGUACAAAACAUGCCAAAGAACAACAACCAGAAGGUACUGAGUGCAGCUGCCAGGUUGGCUAAGCUGCCCAUGGUUCACUCAGCUUUUACCAAGCUGUCCGUCUUUUACAUUGACACUAAAGGCAAGCACCCCAACCUGAAGUCUGUGUGUGAGAUGCUGGAGAGCAGUGUGACAGCUGUGGUUUCACCUGUCCUUGUUAAACUGGAGCCUCAGAUUUCCGUUGCUAAUGAUGUUGCCUGUAGAAGUCUUGACUGGCUGGAGACAGCUUUCCCAGUGCUGCAUACACCCACAGAGCAGGUUGUCGCCACUGCCAUGAACAAGAUGCAUGAGAUCCAGGAUGUGGUGAGCAUUGCAGCUAAUGGGACUCUGGACUGUGUGGAGCACACAGUGGCCUGGCUGAAGGGCGGGAUACAGCAGGCUGAUGGCCAGGCGGACCAGUCCCCUGCGAAAAAAGUCAUCAGAGUGGCCAGUGUGGGACUGGAAUCCGCUCUGAUCAUGUCCGAGGCUCUGGUGGACCGAGUGCUUCCUCCCACUGAUAAAGAUAAAGAGGAGGAAGCAGCUCUCUUGGUGGAGGUUUUUGAGGCGACCACACUUAGGAAAAGUUUCCCCCUGCGACUGGUGUCACUCUCUGCCAAGAUGUUAAGGAGGACCUAUAUAAUGGUGGGGGCAGAGAUGCAAUAUUUUCAGGUCAUGGAGAAUUUGUCUUCAGGGCUGGUUCAGGACCUUCAGACGAAAUGUCUGACGCUGGCAUGGAGCAUUCAGACGCUGGCAUGGAGCAUUCAGGCGCUGCCUCAGCAUCUGCAGCAUCAGCUUUUGUCUGUGUUCGUCUUUAUAUCCCAGAUGUACAACUUAAACUGCCCACCAGCCAAACAGUCUUACCAGGAUAGAAGUUAUUUCAAUGCCACAGAGACCUCAACGCACAUGGGAACUGUUCGAGUUUCCCCACCAGUGAAAGCUACACGGCGAAUGAGGUCCCUCAAUUUGCCUGACUUAAACAAUCGGUGUAAUGCUGAAGGAUGUCUACGUUGAUUUAGACUGUCGGAUUUGUCUAAUUAAAAUAAACUGAAGAUUGAAUUCA